AUGGCCUCAAACGGCGCGAAAACGGAAGGUGGCAAGAUGUACCGCAGCAUCACGGUUGUCGACAAGACCUCUAAGUGCAUCAGCGUCGUCGACAGCUUGCUCAAAUGCAGAAUGCUGGGACUCGACGCCGAAGGCGUCGCCCCAAGAAGCAGGGGCCCGAUCAGCAUGGUCACACUGGCCACGCUCGGACGGAACGUCUACAUCUUCGACGUCAAGGAGUCCGAGGAACUCUUCGAUGAAGGCAACCUCAAGCUGCUCCUCGAGUCUUCCAAGAUGCUCAAGGUAGUCCACGACUUCCGGAACAUCGCAGAGACGCUCUACAACACGUUCGGGGUCAAGGUGAGGAAUGUCUUCGACACGCACGCGGCCUACCAGACAAUCGCUCUCCAGAGGGGCAUUUUAGAGACCAAGGCCCUCAGCAUGGACGAACUGUUCGCACUGUACACCGAGCCGGCCAACCCGGAGAGCCCCUACGUCAGCUGGACGAGCGCGAACUCCAAGUGUUUCACGUUGCGACCCAUCACCAAGUGCGUGGCGUACUACACGGCCUUCAACACGUGCUGUCUUCUAACCUGCGUGUACGAGGACCAGGUCAGACGGAUCCGCCUGAACUACUGGCCCCUCCUGGCCGCGCUCAGCGAUGACCAGCUGGGCAACCGGACCAAUUCCGAAGAUCUGAUCAUAGAGGCGCUAUUCCAGUCUGUCAAGGACCAGGAGCACUGCCUGGAGUCCCGUUUCGGCGAAUCGUUUCCCGAAGAUUAACAAGCCUGAUCACGGAAACAGUGAUCAUUGGCCCGCUGAAUUGGAUGGUCUGGUGCAGCGAGGUUUUAUUCACGGAAUGUUUUUAGCUACAUGGGGGUGUGCGGUCUGAGUACAUGAUGCCAGAAUAAAGGAAUCGACCUUGA
Molecule: messenger RNA, 905 nt
Organism: Ixodes scapularis (black-legged tick)
Lineage: Eukaryota; Metazoa; Arthropoda; Arachnida; Ixodida; Ixodidae
Product: egalitarian protein homolog
Exons: 1
Coding region: 1-762 (253 amino acids)
Biological process (GO): nucleobase-containing compound metabolic process
Molecular function (GO): nucleic acid binding; 3'-5' exonuclease activity
Source: RefSeq, a predicted model, not a curated record